Molecule: messenger RNA, 2035 nt
Organism: Condylura cristata (star-nosed mole)
Lineage: Eukaryota; Metazoa; Chordata; Mammalia; Eulipotyphla; Talpidae
Gene: DTX3
Product: deltex 3, E3 ubiquitin ligase
Exons: 5
Coding region: 438-1490 (350 amino acids)
Biological process (GO): protein ubiquitination; Notch signaling pathway
Source: RefSeq, a predicted model, not a curated record
GGCUUGCUCUCGGGGUGCUGGGCUUGAAAGAGGACAGCGAGAACUUGUUACUGCGGGAGCUGCCGCCACUGUGCCAGCACUGCACCUGGCACCCACUCGGGCGAGGGGCGGCCGUGUGGCAGCGUGGGGCAGGGCGGCAGCCGGGCUUGGGGUCACGCCGGCCCUGGGGUGACGGGAGGGGCAGAAAGGCCAACUGCGGGGCUCCCGCCCGCCCGAGGGACAGUGAAGUCAACACGCUGAAGUUUCUCCUGGCCGAGCUGGGGGGGGGGAGAGAACUUGUGGGUUCGUCUGGGCUGGCUGGGAAGGUGACAGCUGCCACCGUGGCCCUCCCCCAGGCCUAGUCAGCUGAGAGCGGACACAGGGACCUGCUGCCGCGCCGUCCAUGGGCUCUCCAGGCCACGCCGCCCACAAGUAGGGAGCAGCGACCCCGCGCCUGCAUGCCCAUCCUAAGCUCCUCAGGAUCAAAAAUGGCAGCCUGCGGCGGCACCUGCAAGAACAAGGUGACCGUCUCCAAGCCCGUGUGGGACUUCCUGAGCAAGGAGACGCCCGCGAGGCUGGCCCGGCUGCGGGAGGAGCACCGCGUGGCCAUCCUCAUCGACGGCGAGACCUCUGACAUCUACGUCCUGCAGCUGUCCCCCCAGGGCCCGCCCCCGGCCGCCCCCAACGGGCUCUACCUGGCCCGGAAGGCCCUCAAGGGGCUGCUGAAAGAGGCGGAGAAAGAGCUGAAGAAAGCUCAGAGGCAGGGGGAGCUCCUGGGCUGCCUGGCCCUGGGGGGCGGCACGGAGCACCCCGAGCUGCACCGCCCAGGCCCGCCCCCGCUCCGCGCGGCGCCGCUCCUGCCCCCCGGGGCUCGGGGGCUCCCCCCUCCUCCGCCCCCCUUGCCGCCGCCCCUGCCUCCCCGGCUGCGGGAGGAGGCCGAAGAGCAGGAGAGCACCUGCCCCAUCUGCCUGGGGGAGAUCCAGAACGCCAAGACGCUGGAGAAGUGCCGGCACUCCUUCUGUGAGGGCUGCAUCACCCGCGCGCUGCAGGUCAAGAAGGCCUGCCCCAUGUGCGGCCGCUUCUACGGGCAGCUGGUGGGCAACCAGCCCCAGAACGGGCGGAUGCUGGUCUCCAAGGACGCCACGCUGCUGCUGCCCAGCUAUGAGAAGUACGGCACCAUCGUCAUCCAGUACGUCUUCCCGCCCGGCGUCCAGGGGGCCGAGCAUCCCAACCCAGGAGUGCGGUACCCGGGCACCACGCGGGUGGCCUACCUCCCGGACUGCCCCGAGGGCAACAAGGUGCUGACCCUGUUCCGCAAGGCGUUUGACCAGCGCCUUACCUUCACCAUCGGCACGUCCAUGACCACGGGGAGACCCAACGUCAUCACCUGGAACGACAUCCACCACAAGACCAGCUGCACAGGGGGACCCCAGCUGUUUGGGUACCCGGACCCCACCUACCUGACCCGGGUGCAGGAGGAGCUGAGAGCCAAGGGUAUCACGGAUGACUGAAGGCCGCGCCCUCGCGAGGCCUGCAGACCCCCUCCGCUAGGACGCCACAGAGACCUGUCCUCGCCUGCCCUCUGCCCCGUAGGGGACAGGCCGACUGGAGUUCAGAGGGGAGGGGACAGUCCCUUCCGUCCCCCCUGGCCUGCUUCAGUGCAGCUGAGCCCCUCCCUCUGGGGAGGCGCCCCCAGGCUCAGCGCCCUCCUCCCCGCCCCCCACGCCCUUGGCUUUUUCUGGUAUGUGCUGUGCUCCAGUGACUAAGCUGAGGAGGGACCUGGGUCCGGGGGAGGGUCUCGACACCCCACCCCGCACGCCGAACUUGGGGUGCAGGGGAGGGGGAGCGGCUGCGAGCCCCCUCAGCCCACGGAGCAGCUGUGUUCUGAAACAAUUCCCCUUCCACCGGACCUCGUCCUUCCUCUCCGUGUCCGUCUCCGUCAGUCUCUGUCUCCCGCUCUCCUCUGCCCCCUGUAAGGAGCCUCCUUACCCUGUUCUGGAAGCGCUGCCAGACUGUAGCUUUUAAUUUAAUAAAAAUAAAGUAAAAUAUGCAACUC